Messenger RNA from Lathyrus sativus (Indian pea), 291 nucleotides. The record is from the annotation of a GenBank genome assembly. Lineage: Eukaryota; Viridiplantae; Streptophyta; Magnoliopsida; Fabales; Fabaceae.
AUGUCACUAAGGCAGUUCUUAGGCUAUUCUGAUGGCGAGGUCAUGAGGUCUGAUGCAAAACCCUGUUCUAGACUAAUGAGACACACAGCCGGAAUCUUUAGUGUUGGUGGAGCAUUGGGAUUUUGGGUGCUUUGCCGAAUGCAUUAUGGUCCUCGAAUUACAGUUCCAAGGAGUCUUCGUUGGGCAGCAUGUGGGGCUGUAACCGUAAGUUCAAGCACAGCUAUGCUGGUUCGUUUGUUUAGUCCUGAAUGUGAGCCCCAGAAUAUAGCUGCUUAUGACAAUAAAAAGUAG